AUGGUUCUUGGCGAGUCGGCGCCAGUUGCUGAUACAUCAGACAACUUCGAAGAGUUCGAAGUGCAUAAGUGGAUUUCCAGGGACCGCCGUGCCGCUGAUCCCUCGGGUUUUCCGUUUACUACAUGGUACGCAGCCAUGGAGGCCCAUAUCCUUCCUGGGGCCUUUCUGAAACUGCAAGGCCGGCUCAAGAGAGCGCUUGUUCAGCCGCUGUCGAACCGCUGUAUCGUCGAUCGCAGUGGGUGCCAAUUCCAAUGGGUAUCUGAGGUCGUCGAUCCCGAGUCAGGUCUCGUCAAGUUCACAGGAGCGAUGGGGACUUUCCAGCGCCUGGGGCUUGUAGCCGUUCUAUCGGAGGGAUGGCAGUAUAAGGUUAGCUUGAGCGAAAUGUACUCCCGGGACUCGAAGGAUGAAGUGAGCAGAGAUAGCGGGGAGGGUCAAGAUGAAGAGAACAGAGAUGGCGGGGAGAGUGAAGAUGACUGGGACACAGAAGAUGAAGAGGACAGCGAAGAGGGCAUCGAAAGGCUUGAGUGUCUGGAGCAUGGAAAGUACUGGGCCCUGUGCGACAAAGAGGCCGAAAGGACAUUCUGGCGAUGGGAACUCGCACCUGGUCAGGUCAAGAAGACACUCGGCGGUGAGCCGCCCACAAAAGGGGUGAUCUGA
Molecule: messenger RNA, 657 nt
Organism: Phialemonium atrogriseum
Lineage: Eukaryota; Fungi; Ascomycota; Sordariomycetes; Cephalothecales; Cephalothecaceae
Exons: 4
Coding region: 1-657 (218 amino acids)
Source: RefSeq, a predicted model, not a curated record